Messenger RNA from Malus domestica (apple), 957 nucleotides. RefSeq lists its product as uncharacterized. The record is from RefSeq and is a predicted model, not a curated record. Lineage: Eukaryota; Viridiplantae; Streptophyta; Magnoliopsida; Rosales; Rosaceae.
AUGAAACUUCCUUCUGGUCAUCCUCAAUACAGUGACCCCGAGUUGGUAUGCAAAUUGCAUAAAUCCAUUUACGAAUUAAAACAAUCUCCUCGUGCUUGGUAUUCAAAGUUGAGCUCAGUUCUUGAAAAAGUUGGCUUCAAGAGAAGCAAUGCAGAUUCAUCUCUCUUUGUUCGAAUUUGUCCCAGUGAAACCCUAGUAGUUCUUAUUUAUGUGGACGAUCUCAUUGUCACUGGUGAUAAAGCCAGUGAAAUUGUGUUACUAAAGAACACCCUCAAGAAGAAGUUUGCCAUCAAAGAUCUUGGGACACUCAAAUAUUUCCUUGGCAUUGAAAUGGCAACUUCUAAGAAGGGAAUGUUUUUGAAUCAACGGAAGUAUAUUCUCGAUUUGCUUCAAGAAGCUGAUAUGUUGGAUUGCAAGCCUGCCUCUACACCCCUUGACUACAAACACAAAAUGACCAUGGAUGAAGAAACACUCACUGAUAUCAGUUACUACCAAAGGUUAGUUGGGAGGCUUAUUUAUCUUACAAUAACAAGGCCGGACCUUGCCUUUGUUGUCAGCCUUGGGAGUCAAUUUAUGCAUUCUCCAACAAUGGAUCAUUUGCAAGUUGUUAAGAGAAUAUUGCGAUACUUGAAAGGUUAUGUGGGACGUGGUCUUUUGAUGCAAAACAAUGUUCACACUCACAUUCUUGGUUACACUGACGCGGACUGGGCAUGCAACUCCUUGGAUCGCAAGUCAACUACUGGUUUCUGUAUUUUUGUUGGAGGUAAUAUGGUUCAAUCAAAUAUCAUACAAACUCGUUACACUCCGAGUUCUUGUCAGUUUGCUGAUCUCUUCACCAAGCCAUUGGCGACUGCCGUGUUUCAAGGUCCUUUGUCCAAGCUUGGAUCAAUCAAUCUCCUCGAUCCAAGCUUGAGGGGGAGUGUUGAAAUAGAUCAAAGUCACAAGUAUGGGUUGUAA